AUGCAUGAGGUGGGAGGGGUGAGCAGAGGAGGCGGUGACAGAUGGAGAAUCAGUGUGUGAGGCAGAGAGAGGACGGAGCGAGAGACCGAGACAGAGAGAGAGAAAGGGAAAGGAAGAGAGCAGCUCGUAUGAAGGGAUGAGCAGCGUUGUCCUGUUUUCCGCCAGUCGAGUGUGGUGUGUGUGUGUAUGUGUGUGUGUGUGCUGCUUCUCUCUUGUUGUCUGGGAUGCUGAAGGCUUGAUGGAGGUGGACAUACAACCCAGUCACCCAGCGCCGCCGUCCUGCCCGGCCACCCGGCUGCACUGACAGAGCCGCGCACGUUACCGGGGUCUGCUGUGAGACGACGCAGUGGAGACACACACACACACCCAGUGACCACACCAGUCAGCGUCCUCCGCCCGGCCGUCAGGAGAAGUGUCCAGCCAAUCAGGAGAGGUGAGGCCCGAGGCCGGCCAAUCGCAGGCGGAGAAAUGUCGGGGCAGGGCGGGUCCGCGGCCCCGGCUCUCGUGUCCUUGCUGCUGCUCCUGUGGCACCGAGCGGCGGCCAUCGAAGUCCCACUCGACCCAAAGAUCCAGCAGGACCUGAAGCAGCCCCCCACCAUCACCAAGCAGUCGGUGAAGGACUACAUUGUGGACCCCCGAGAUAACAUCAUCAUCGAGUGUGAGGGCAAGGGCAACCCCGUGCCAGCGUUCUCAUGGAGACGGAACGGGAAGUUUUUCAACAUCGCCAAAGACCCCCGGGUGACGAUGCGGAAGCGGUCGGGCACCUUGGAGAUCGGUUUCCGCAGCGGAGGACGGCCGGAGGACUACGAGGGGGAAUACCAGUGCUUCGCCACCAACGACUUCGGAACGGCUCUGUCCAACAAGAUCCUGCUCCGGGUCUCCAAGGCUCCCCUGUGGCCGAAGGAGGUGCUGGAGCCCGAGGUGGUGACUGAAGGCUCCUCGCUGGUUCUGCCCUGUAACCCCCCGCCGGGACUGCCCCCCCCCAUCACCUUCUGGAUGGACAGCCUCAUGAACCCCAUCCCUCAGGACGAGAGAGUGUCCACGGGACUGAACGGAGAUCUGUACUUCUCCAACGUCCUGGUCCAGGACGCCCAGACAGACUACAGCUGCAACGCCCGCUUCCUGUUCACACACACCAUCCAGCAGAAGAACCCCAUCACCCUCAGAGUGCAGACCACGGAGCCGUUUAACGACACGUCUCACAAUGCCUCUGACCCGUGGGGUGGCAGGAAAGUAGCAGAGUCCACCCCGACCUUCCUCUCACCCUCGGGGACUGAGAGCGCCAAGAUGGUGCUGCGAGACGAGCAGCUGCAGCUGGAGUGCAUCGCAGCUGGACUCCCCACCCCCACCAUCAAGUGGUUCAAGAAAGGUGGAGAGCUGCCGCUACGCAAGGUGAAGUUUGAGAAAUACAACAAGGUCCUGCGGAUCGUCAACGUGUCGGAGGAGGAUGCCGGGGAGUACGUGUGCAUGGCCAUCAACCACAUCGGCAGCAUCCGGCACUCCAUCUUUGUUCAGGUCAAAGCGGCGCCGUACUGGCUGGACAAGCCCACAGACCUGGUGCUGGCUCCAGAUGAGAACGGACGCCUGGUGUGUCGGGCCAACGGAAACCCCAAGCCCAACAUCCAGUGGCUGCACAACGGGCUGCCCAUCGAGAUGGCGAUGCCCAGCACCAACAGGCAGGUCCUGGGAGACACCAUCCUCUUCCGCUCGGUGCAGAUCGGAAGCACCGCCGUGUACCAGUGCAACGCCUCCAACGAGCACGGCUACCUGCUGGCCAACGCCUUCGUCAGCGUCCUCGACAUGCCUCCCAGGAUGCUGGGUCCCAAAAACCAGCUGAUUAAAGUCAUCAAGAACAAGCGCACCUUCUUGGAUUGCCCCUUCUUCGGCUCCCCUCUGCCGGAGCUGCGCUGGUUCAAGAACGGGCAGGGCAGCGGGCUGGACGGCGGCCAGUACCGCGCCUACAUCAACGGCACGCUGGAGAUCAAGCGGGCGCUGGCGGAGGACGAGGGCACCUACACCUGCGUGGCCAGCAACAUACUGGGCAAGGCGGAAAACCAGGUCCGCCUCGAGGUCAAAGAUCGGACUCGUAUCGUUGGAGCUCCGGAGCAUCAGACCUCCAUCAGAGGCUCCACGGCUCGUUUCGUCUGUCAGGUGAACUCUGACCCCAGCCUGCCCAUCACGGUCACCUGGACCAAGGACGACAAGCCGAUCCACCUGGGAUGGAGGCUGAAGAAGGAUGGCGAGUCGCUGACCAUCCCCAACGUCAAUGAGGGCGACGAGGGAUUGUACACGUGCACCGUAGCAUCAGAGAUAGACCAGGACUCGGCGUCGGCCCGCCUCACGGUGUUAGAGGAAGCCUCCCUCCACCCCUCAGUCUCUAGUGCCUUGCCUCCAGACCGUCCCGACCCGCCGAUGGACCUGGACCUGUCGGACCCGGCGGCCCGGAGCGUUCGUCUCACCUGGAUUCCGGGAAAUGACCACAGGAGUCCGAUCACAGAGUUCCUGGUGCAGUUCGAGGAGGACCGCUGGGAGCCGGGCAGGUGGCAGGACCUGGCCUCCUUCCCCGGGGAGCUCAACUCCGUCAUCCUGCAGCUCGCCCCCUUCGUCAACUACCAGUUCAGGGUCAUCGCCAUCAACUCGGUGGGCCAGAGCCAGCCGAGCCGGCCGUCGCCGCGCUACAAGACCAGCGGGGCUGCCCCGGACGCCAUCCCCAGAGGUCUGCGAGGGUGGGGCUCCAAAAAGGACAACAUGGAGAUCUCCUGGGAGCCGCUGCUCGACCUGGAGAGGAACGGUCCCAACCUGCACUACCAUGUGUGGUGGAGGAGGAAGGACUCCGGCGAGCCGUGGAGUAACGUGACCACGGCGGACUCCAAACACGUGGUCCAGAGCACUGACACCUACGUGCCUUACGAGAUCAAAAUCCAGGCCAGGAAUGAGUUUGGAUCCGGACCAGAGUCCAACGUGAUCACUGGAUACUCUGGAGAAGACAAGCCCACCGAGGCGCCGGCCGACCUGCGGGUGUCCAGAGUGGACAGCACCAAAGCGAACAUCCACUGGAAGCCCGUCAAUCUGAGCUCCGUCCAGGGAGAGUUCAAAGAGUACAGACUGUACUACUGGAGGGAGUCCAGCCUGGUCCCUGGUCUGAGCUUCAGUAAGGAGAAGAAGACCAAAGGCUUUUACAGCACGGUGGCCGAGCCGUCCGCCAUCCUCAGCGACCUGGUCCCUUUCUCCAAAUACAAGAUGUUCAUGGUCGUGGCCAACAACCGGUACGAGGGUCCGCCCAGUAACACGGUGGAGAUCACCACCAAGGAGGGAGUUCCUGAUGCUCCGAGGUUCUUCAAGAUCAGCCUCAGGAGUUUGGACACCAUCAGCCUGGAGUGGGACAAGCCUGUGGAGCCCAAUGGCAUUCUGAUCGGAUACCAGCUCAAGUACCACACAGUGAAUGGUUCCAGGUUGGGUCGCCCUCAGCUGGAGACCUUCCUUCCCAAUGUGACGGACUUCGCCAUGCGGCUGUCGGGCCGCUCCACCCGCUAUAAGUUCUUCCUGUCGGCGCUCACCCAGGUGGGCGCCGGGGAGAGCAUCGCCGAGGAGCUGCCACACUUCGCCAACGAGGAAGACUUUACUGAAGCUCCACUUCUAGUCGAGGUUACCGACGCCUCCUUGGCUACUGCUUUCACUCCUACUCCUCCUCCUCUUGCUCCUCUUCCUCCUACUACCAUCGCUCCUACAACCAUUAGUACCCCAGCUGCUACCACUCCUACAACAGUUCCCACCACCACCACUGAGGCCGCCACUGAGGCCACCACGACCACCACGCCUGCUGUGCUGGUCACCACCAAGCGUCCCGGUCAGACAGUAUUGGUGGUCCCUGGGCUGGAGAUCUGGAAUCUGACGGUGGAGCCUAACAGUAACUCCGCUAUCGUCAGCUGGAGACACAGCUUCCCGGCCAGCAGCAGCGAGUUUGUGAUAGAGUUCACACUGGACAGUGACAAGACGGUGACAAAUGUACCGGUGAAACAGUCCCCCAUAACUGUGACGGAUCUGAUCGCAGGUGCCACGUACCACCUGAGAGUUUAUUCGCAUGAGCUCAACGGCAUCACCAGCAAAAAUUUCACCUUUAAGACCAAACCAGCCUACAUAGACCAGGUGGACAUCGCCACUCAGGGCUGGUUCAUUGGCUUGAUGUGCGCCAUCGCCCUCAUCAUUCUGAUCCUGCUCAUCGUCUGCUUCAUCAAGAGGAGUCGUGGCGGCAAAUACCCGGGUGGUGGAUACGUGACUGCUAUCGCAAAAUAUCUGGUGCGUGACAAGAAAGACCUUCCUUUGGACCCAGUGGAUCAGAAAGACCAGGACGGAUCCUUCGAUUACCAGUCCCACUGAGCUCUGCCGUCUCGUUCUUCUUUCUGAAGAACCAGUCUGUGUUUUCUCGACCUGCAGUCCUCUUUACUGACUAACCACGUGUUGAAUUAACGGCCUUUCUGAGUGUGAGCUGGUCUCCUGCUAACCCAGCGCUGCAGAGCAGAGUUUCAUUAUCCCGCUCUGAUCCCACCGUGAAAAGACGGCUGGGUAGCAGCCGAGUCUUUUCUGGUUCCAGACUAUCAUGAGAGAAUGGACUAACGGCGAGCUCGCCCUGUUAAUGACUGACACACCCGGCGUCACACUCAGACGUCUCUGAGUGUGACAGAGGCGCCCAGCAUUGAUUAUCACCUGAGUGUGUUUAACACUGUGAUUCAUCCACCUCCAGUGUGUGUGUGUGUUUGAGUGUGUGUGUGUGCUUGAUAGAUCCUGUUUUCUUUAUUAAUAAAGUGUAACAUUAACACAGAAGCCCGGACUCCAUCCUCAGUUGUGUGUGUGUGUGUGUGUGUGUGUGUGUGUGUGUGUGUGUGUGUGUGUGUGUCCUCUCUCCCUCCUCUCUCCCUCACUGUCCUCCCAUGAUUCCUCAUGUCCUUGUCCUCUCUCUUCCCACCGCUGAAAUGGGUCGUCUGUCCCUGACAGGAACGAAAACGAGAACAGGUACUUUG
Molecule: messenger RNA, 5018 nt
Organism: Salarias fasciatus (jewelled blenny)
Lineage: Eukaryota; Metazoa; Chordata; Actinopteri; Blenniiformes; Blenniidae
Gene: nfasca
Product: neurofascin homolog (chicken) a
Exons: 34
Coding region: 469-4377 (1302 amino acids)
Biological process (GO): brain development; axon guidance; cell-cell adhesion
Cellular component (GO): plasma membrane; axon
Molecular function (GO): cell-cell adhesion mediator activity
Source: RefSeq, a predicted model, not a curated record